Molecule: messenger RNA, 1380 nt
Organism: Pedinophyceae sp. YPF-701
Lineage: Eukaryota; Viridiplantae; Chlorophyta; Pedinophyceae
Source: the annotation of a GenBank genome assembly
AUGAGCAGGCAGCGCCGGGGCGCCUGGGCUACCCUGCUGGCCCUGUUGCUGUGCGCCAGCCUCGUGCUGCGCGGGGGCGCCGAUGCGGCGGAUGGCGUGAUUGCGGGGGCCGCGGGGGCCACGGGGGCCGCGAGGGCGCUGGUGGUGCUAGGGACGGCCAAGCAGCGGGCUACGUACAGCGCGUUCCUCACCAUGUUGGCGGAGGUGCAGUCGAGCGUGGAGGUGGUGGAGGCGAGCGAGGGGUUCAGCCUCAUGAAGUACGGCGACAGGCAGUACGAUAACGUCGUGAUCCUGGCGCCGCGCGUGUCGUCGUUCGCGUCGCCGGACGUCUCCGCCCGCGGCCUCACGGCCUUCCUGGAGAAGGGCGGCAACGUCUUCAUCACUGCCGACCACGGCUUCUCCUCGCCGAUCCAGUCCAUCACGUCGGCCCUCGGCGUCGGACUCGACGAGAAGGGCGCGAUCGCCGUCGACCACACCUCCCACAACGCCACGCUCGCCCCGUCGACUCCAUCCAAAAAGGCCGACCGCGGGCCCUCCGCGCUCCUGGCCACCACGGGCGUCUACCCCACGCAGGCGCUCCUCGAGGAGCCCCUCGCCGCCCCCGUGCUCUUCCGCGGCGUCUGCUCCGUCCUCCCGGCGCAGUCCGACACCCUGCUGCCCGCGCUCUGGGCCGAGGACACGGGCUACUCCUUCCGCGAGGGGCGGAGCCACGCGCGGCGCGCGCCCGUCGCGGGGCAGCUGUGCUCGCUCGCGACGCUCGUGCAGGCGCGCAACAACGCGCGCGCGGUCGUGCUGGGAUCGACGGACAUGCUGAGCAACACCGUGAUGGGGUCCCCGGUCGAGGUGCCGGGGCGGGGGCGGUGGGACGCGCCCGGGAACGCGCGGCUCGCGCGCGCGCUCGCGGAGUGGGCGUUCCAGCGCAACGGCGUCCUGCGCAUGACGCGGUUCGACCACGUGGUGACCAACCGCCCGGGCGUCCCGCGCAACCCCGAGCAGUACCGCGUCAGCGACGACGUGACGCUCACGGUGCGGAUGGAGCGGCUGGUGUCGGGGCAGUGGCAGCCGUACGCGUCCGACGCGGUGCAGGCGUCGUUCGUCAUGCUCGACCCGUACGUGCGCCGCACGCUGUCGCACGACGGCAAGGGCAACUUCAAGCUGGAGUUCAAGGUGCCGGACGUGUACGGCGUGUUCAAGUACGUCGUGCGGCACCGCGACCCCGGGUUCUCGGCCGUCGACUUGGAGCACGUGCAGGGGGUGCGGCCGUUCCGGCAUGACGAGUACCCCCGCUUCCUGACGCAGGCGUACCCGUACUACACCGCGGCGUUCUCGAUGAUCGGCGCGUUCCUCGCGAUGACCAGCGUCAUGCUGUACCACAAGUGA